AUGGUGAAUAGGAACGACCUGACAGAGUUUUUUCUACUAGGGCUUAGAGAGAAUCCAAAGGGGCAGAAAAUUAUAUUUGCUGUGGGUUUUGUCAUCUACACCAUCACUGUGAUAAAAAAUGUGCUCAUUGUGGUCACCAUUACUCUCAGCCCAUCAUUGGGGUCCCCUAUGUACUUUUUCCUGGCCUAUCUCUCCUUUAUUGAUGCCUGCUAUUCCUCUGUUGAUACCCCUAAACUAAUCAUAGAUUUGUUCCGUGAAAAGAAGCCCAUCCUAUUCAAUGGACGUAUGACUUCAGUCUUUGGGGAACAUUUCUUUGGUGGCUCAAAGGGUAUCCUACUUACUGUGAUGACCUUUGACCAUUCUGUGGCCAUCUGUAAGCCCCUGCACUACACCAUCAUUAUGAACUGGCAGGUUUGUUGCCUACUAGUGGGAGUACUGGGGGUAAGAGGCUUUCUUCACACAACCAUACAGAUCCUCUUCAUCAUCCAGUUACCCUUCUAGCCUUCUGUCAUAGAUCACUUUAUGUGUGAUCUGAACACUUUGGUCAAUCUUGCCUGUACUGACACCUACACUCUUGGGCUCUUCAUUGCUCCCAACAAUGGUUUUAUUUGCAUGUUAAAUUUCCUUCUCUUGAUGGUCUCCAGUGUGGUCAUCCUGCACUCCCUAAGAACCCACAGCUUGGAAGGGAGGUGCAAAGCCCUCUUUACUUGUGUCUCCCACAUCACAGUGAUCAUCUUAUUCUUUGUGACCUGCAUAUUUGUGUACAUGAGACCCAGAGCUACUUUAUCCAUUGAUAAAGCAAUUGCUUUAUUCUACACUGUCAUAACUUCCAUGUUAAACCCUUUAACCUACACCUUGAGAAAUGCUCAGAUGAAAAAUGCCAUUCACAAAUUUUGUAGUAGGAAGGGUAUUUCAGGUGACAAAUAA
Molecule: messenger RNA, 927 nt
Organism: Cynocephalus volans (Philippine flying lemur)
Lineage: Eukaryota; Metazoa; Chordata; Mammalia; Dermoptera; Cynocephalidae
Product: olfactory receptor 4C46-like
Biological process (GO): G protein-coupled receptor signaling pathway
Cellular component (GO): plasma membrane
Molecular function (GO): olfactory receptor activity
Source: RefSeq, a predicted model, not a curated record